This is a messenger RNA of Bufo gargarizans (Asiatic toad), 2237 nucleotides long. It is a transcript of the gene GATA5, whose product is annotated as GATA binding protein 5. Lineage: Eukaryota; Metazoa; Chordata; Amphibia; Anura; Bufonidae. The coding region runs from base 110 to 1558 and encodes 482 amino acids. Gene Ontology annotation, biological process: cell fate commitment; cardiac muscle tissue development; negative regulation of transcription by RNA polymerase II. Gene Ontology annotation, molecular function: DNA-binding transcription factor activity, RNA polymerase II-specific; zinc ion binding; RNA polymerase II cis-regulatory region sequence-specific DNA binding. The transcript is spliced from 7 exons. The record is from RefSeq and is a predicted model, not a curated record. Gene Ontology annotation, cellular component: nucleus.
GUGGUUCUGCACACAAAGGACACAUGGAGCAGAGCUGGUGACAACGGAACAGAUGACAAAGUCGUCCCUGCUGUAGCUGUCAGAUGUAUCUCUGCUACAACCAGUUCUGAUGGCAAAAGAAAGGAAUCACGACCUGCAGUAUCGAUCAAUGAUCUAUCCAGCGCUGGACACAAACUCUCCCUGUGUCCCACAGCCGGAUCUCCGUGUCCUGCAGUCAGGGAAGGCUUGUUCCGAUGGAUUUCAUAGCGGUCAUUCACAAAAUGAACGAUUCACAACUUACUGCGACCUGUCCCUCAGAUGUGGACACAGCAGGACGUGGCCUCUGCACAGACCUGGAUCACCACCACCAUCAUCUCCACCCGGGGAGGAUCUGCUCCGCUUUAGGACGCCUGGCUUUUUGGAUCUAGGAGGACAGACCAUGUACCAGGGCCUGACCCUCACGUCUAACCACGGCCAGUCUGCCUACUCCCAUGACUCUGCCAACUUCCUGCACCCGACUGCCAACCACUAUAUGCAGACAGGACGUGUGCCCGCCAUGCUGCAGCCCUUACCCUACCUGCAGAGCUGCGACAGCGCCCACCAGGGCCACCACCUGGGCGGCCACCCGGCCUGGACCCCGGCGGCUAAUGACAACCAUGCCUUCAAUGCCAGCAGCCCCCACACCCCCUCCGGCUUCUCCUACUCACACAGCCCGCCCGUGGGCACCAACGCCGGGAGGGAAGGAGCCUUCCAGAGCCCGCUGAUGGGCAGGGAACCCUAUGGAAACCCGCUGGUCCGCUCCGUCAGCGGCUCCUACUCCAGCCCGUACCCGUACGUCAGCCCCGAGAUGCCCCCCUCCUGGGCAGCCGGGCACUUUGACAGCAGCAUGUUCAGACAGGGUCUGCCCGGGAGACGGUCCAGCCUGGAAUACUUUGAAGAUUUCCAUGCAGAGGGAAGAGAAUGUGUCAACUGUGGAGCAAUGUCGACCCCUCUGUGGAGACGGGACGGCACAGGACACUAUCUGUGCAACGCCUGCGGAUUGUACCAUAAAAUGAAUGGAAUCAACCGACCGCUCAUCAAACCACAGAAAAGACUGUCUUCCUCCAGGCGUGCUGGGCUUUGCUGUACAAAUUGCCACACAACCACUACAACCUUAUGGAGGCGGAACUCAGAGGGAGAACCUGUGUGUAAUGCCUGCGGCCUAUACAUGAAGCUGCAUGGGGUUCCUCGUCCUUUAGCCAUGAAGAAAGAAAGUAUUCAAACUCGAAAGAGGAAACCCAAAAAUGGUAAAGGGAAAACAACAGGGCCAAACACUUCAGCCAACAAUUCUCCAUCAUCAGUUACAACAGACACCACUCCGGUAUUAAAAACAGAGCCAACAACACUAUCAGCACAGUACCCUGGACAGUCGAUCGGACCCGGCUCUCAGGGUCAAAGCCAAACAGAUGAAAUCGUAGCUGGGCCUCACGAGUUAAAAUAUAUUUCAGAUGAAUAUCACUUUAGUACAACACUGAACCAACAGUCAGGACUCAACGUUCCUCUCCGUCAGGAUCCGUGGUGUGCACUGGCUCUUGCCUAAAAUUCUGAACUUUCCUGGAAAACACAGAGACUGAUGUCUCUACAUGCUGUAGUGAGCGGAUAUGUGCAGAGAGGAGGCUUCUCUUCACAUUGCUGAUGGGGCAAAGAACAAGACUGGCACUUUUUGUAGUCAGAAACUAUGGGCUUGAACUUGGUGUUCUUAAGAUCCUUCAAGAGAAGAGGAACCCUAUGCUCAAGGAGGUUGUAGCCUCUCGCGUGAGAUCCAAAAGGUGGUGGGACAGGGUCCAGAUGACAAUUGUGGACAACUUACAAUGAUUUGACGUGGAAUCCUCGCCACAAGGGAAUUUGCUUCGUAACUUUUGACAAUCAAUAGAAACUCCCACUUCAGUCUUGAGAACUGGAGACUACUAACUGCAAAGCGCGACCAACCUGGAUAAGAAGAUAAAAAAGUAGUAAAAAAAAAAAACUUUUAAACUUUUUACUUUGAAACAAAGACUAUUGACAAAUUGCCAAAUAUUGAUUGCUUCCCUCCUAUUACCUUAAGUGCAAUUACUUCCACUUUUGAAUAAAGAGUGAUAAUGUGGCACAAGAAUAAUGAAUAACAUUGGCACAAUUUCCUGUGCACCUUUUACAUGUAAAUUAUUCUAUUUUUUUUCCGCUCUCAGAUUUAUUAUAAGAACUGGUUUGAUAAACUGCUCAUUUUGGGCAAAGUUCAUUUA